Messenger RNA from Parnassius mnemosyne (clouded apollo), 3444 nucleotides. The record is from the annotation of a GenBank genome assembly. Lineage: Eukaryota; Metazoa; Arthropoda; Insecta; Lepidoptera; Papilionidae.
GUUAUUAUUUAGAGUUGUUAUCAGGAAGAUGCUGCCGCACAUCUCCUGUUUCAGUUUUCCUGUGUCGACUUUUACAACACCCUAGAUGUUGUAUUCUCUUUCGCCGCCACUGAGCGGCGCUGGCACAAUGUUAUAACCUUGUUUUGAUUAUAUCAAAAGUCCUGUGCAAUAUUGAUCAGUUAAUUCUCAUGCAAAAACAAAUAAAAAAGCUCUAAUAAAGAACGGUUUUAUCUCGUAUUACUGCGAUGAUAAAAUUAGAAUCGACUGGCAUCGCCUGCGCAGCGCCAGUCGCGACCGAGCGCUCGCGACGGUCACACUUGCGCUCCACUACGCGAAACGCGCGAAAUUCAAUCUCGUUUCCUAUUGUUUUUGCAUUCGUUCAGUGUGUUACGAAACUGUGCUUGUGUAUAACACCGUGAAUGUGCAAGGUUAUUAGUGAAACAGCCUAAUUGGAACGCAGAUCGUUCAUCGAUUUCGCGAUCUGUGUGAUGCGUAUGUCAGACUUGUAAAAGAUCAUCCGAGAUGAUCCACGUGGACGAGACGGAUCCAGUAGGCGAGAUAGAGCCGCCCUUUUCCUACCGAGAUGUGACUAUCAAACGAAAUACGGACGUCAACGAGUUCUUCGAGAUGCUAUCGGAAAUCGGACGUGGCAAAUUCGGGACAGUUUACCUCUGCCGGGAGAAGAGCACAGGUCUCGAGCUAGCGGCGAAGCUGGUGUCAGUCAACAGACGUGACGAAAGGCGCAAUGUGGAGCGAGAAGUGGAAGUGAUGCGACGGCUGAGGCAUCCGCGGCUCAUUCAGCUAUACGACGCCUACGAGUGGGGGAAGUACAUGUGCGUCGUUCUCGAGCUCAUAACUGGUGGCGAGCUGUUUGAGCGAGUGAUCGACGAGGAUUUCGUGCUAACAGAGCGCGCAUGCACCGUAUUCAUGAGGCAGAUAUGCGAGGGAAUCGAGUUCGUGCACCGGCAGAACAUAUUGCAUCUAGAUAUGAAGCCAGAAAACAUCUUAUGUCUUACAAAAUCGGGUAACAGAAUAAAAAUCAUCGAUUUUGGAUUAGCACGGUUCUACGAUCCUGAGAAGAAACUACAGGUGCUAUUUGGAACACCCGAGUUUGUGGCGCCGGAAGUGGUUAACUUCGACCAGAUCGGAUACGGGACCGACAUGUGGUCCAUUGGCGUAAUAUGUUACGUGCUCUUGUCGGGCCUGUCACCUUUCAUGGGCGAGACGGAUAUUGAAACCAUGGCGAACGUAACAGUUGCAAAAUACGAUUUUGAUGAUGAAGCAUUUAACGAAAUAUCUGAUGACGCCAAGGACUUCAUUCAGAAACUGCUCGUGAAAGACAAAGAGUCACGACCGAGCGCCACGGAGUGUUUGCAUCACCGUUGGCUCGUCAAACGGACUCAAGUGAAGAGAGACAAACCCAGACCCCAACCAUCGCCGAAACAAGAACUUGACGUCGCAAAAGAUAACCUACGCCUUUUCGUCGAGCGAUGGAGUGAACAUCCCAAUUCUCCAUACGUCUUCGACAAUCAGGCACAUGAGAUCAUAUACCUCCUUAAUGGAAAUUACGAAAGAUCCUCUAUGGGAGGCUGUUCACCGUCCCCCAGAAGUUCACUUAGCAGUUCACCCGAUAUAAUCUUUGAUGAAGAUGACCUUGAACCACCUCCUUUAAGAGAUCCAACGCCAUUAACACAAAGAUAUAACCCUGUGGAAAGAAGAGCAUCAGACAGCAGCUGUUUCUUACAUAAAAAACAGGACGUACUCGUCAGAAAGAAUUUAGCUGAAGAAAUCAAGAAACUGUCUGAUCAUCUUUUCAUGUUGUCCACAAUGAGUACGGAUCUAGUAAACAAUAACAGCUUCAAGGAAUUCGACAAGAACUUUACAGAAACCAAAAACGCGUCGAAGGAUGAAAAGAAACUGCAGAAUGGAUUUAAAACUGAAUCAAGAACAUCAAUCACAAACACCGUGACAAACGGGGACGCGACGAAGGCAGAAAGAAAAGUUUUUACUUCAAAAUCAACAAAUAAAAUAAGUUCAGCAUUUCUCACAGAGAAGGAGCAGGAGAAACCGAUGACGAGCAAAAUGCCCUGGGCGAAAUCGGCCAGGUCAAAGAGACUAACUAAUAUGAGCCGAGAUGUACCAGACCAACCGAAAGACCGACACAGCACGUUCUUCGAAGAAUUUGACAAAAGACGAGAGAUGAUCGGAAAAUUAGUUAACGGAUCUGCAAACGGAAGACAGCUGCCUUAUAAAAGAGGAGAUGAAAAUAACGCUCACAGGACGAAAGACCGUCUAUUACAUCUUCUUGGAAAAUGGGCGGAUACAGAAGUAGAAGGAGAAAGAACUGCGGGCGGCACUUCGAAUUGUGGAAGGCAUCAAUCGAUAUCUCUGGAAUGGUCACCAUCAAAUCAACUAGCCCAAAAUUCUAUGUCAAGCCUUCACGCUUUCUUUCAGAGACAAACAUCUGAUGAAAAGAAACAAAGGAAAAAAUGACAAGUGUAAAUUAUCUGUAUAAAAAUUUGUAUGUAUGUUUUGUAAACAGGGACAUAAGUGCCAUGAUAUUGUGUUGUUCAGAAAGGUUUACUACGGAAUGGUUUAUAAUUAGUCCUCGAACAUCUCGCUGCAAAAUACCUAUAAACCAGAAAAAUUAAAAAAAAAAAAACAAAAGUAAAAUAUUAGAUCUCAAUUUAUUGAUAAAAUAUUUAGUUAUAAUAAUUGUAGUCUCAUGCUUGUUAUGUUAUACAGCAAUAAGACCUCCAUUUCAAAUUUAACUUUGGAUUAAAAAACUGCAAUUUACCUAAUAAAAAAGUAAAAAAUACAUACAUUUCUAUUCUUGGUGAAUCAUUUUACUCAAAAAUGAAUGCAUACACGUGACUUAGGAAAAAGCCUCAAAACAAAAACAAAAUUUAUUUUCUGAGGGAAAAUUGGUAAAACGCAGAUAAAUUACAGAUCACUAUCGUAGGAUUUGAUACAAUCCGCUUAGCAGCUCUUAUUGCUUAUUCCAUCUUACCUCGCAAAAGGUAUUACAACCAAUACAGAGUUUAUCUUUCUGAAUAAAUGGUAUGCGUGUUACCAAAGUGAGGAAAUGAGAUUGUUUUGAUAUUAAGUUUAAUUUUUUAUUUUUGUAGAAAUGACAAUGAAAUGACAGCGUUAUACUAUCGAACUUAUAAUAUACGAAUCUAGUCUCCGAACACAAAGCUCUGUAUGACAUCCGAUCGAAAAUCAAGACAAGACUGAGAUACAAUUUCAAAAUUGUUUAAAUGACAUUGACAAUAGAUUAAUUUUUACUUGUAAAUAUAUACCAUAUAAUAUUUCGGGAACUUACGUCUUCCGAUCCUAUCCCGCGUAUUUAAAUUUUGUUCCUUUUUCCGUACUUAAGUAUAAUGUACUACAUAUAUUUUAUUGUUUUACGAUAAAAUGUUGUUUAAAAAUAUAAGGCUUUAU